This is a messenger RNA of Saprolegnia diclina VS20, 453 nucleotides long. RefSeq lists its product as hypothetical. Lineage: Eukaryota; Oomycota; Saprolegniomycetes; Saprolegniales; Saprolegniaceae. The record is from RefSeq and is a predicted model, not a curated record. The transcript has a single exon. The coding region runs from base 1 to 411 and encodes 136 amino acids.
AUGGAAGCUCGCCUACCGGUCUUCAACGAUCGAUUUUGCGCGUCGAUGAACGUUGAAACCGUCUUCUCCGAGUUCAACGCCAUUGCCGGUCGCGAAGGACGCGCGAGUCGGGGCAAAGGUGACGCGUACGGCGCGAUGGUGGCCUUGAAGAAGCUCCUACGAACGCACAACCACGGCCUCAGGUUGCGACACAAUCGCAAGACCGUGUACACUGAUCAUGGAACGUACAACAAGACUUACGACAACAUGCGCCGCUGGCACAUGACUUCGCCGGACGACCCAGCAAAGCGCAACAAACCGACGUCCGAGUCCAAGAACAAGCGGCUGCUCGAAGGCGACCCUCUCACGUGCGAGAACCGGAGGGUUCGUUCGCGCCACACCGAGUCGCUCGCGCCUGUCAAGUCGGUGUAAAGCCUUGGUGCUAAUGUAUAGACUCGAUGAUGAAGCUACGUA